Trichomonas vaginalis G3 is the source of this 1296-nucleotide messenger RNA. RefSeq names its product DBF zinc finger family. The record is from RefSeq and is a predicted model, not a curated record. Bases 1 to 1296 code for a protein of 431 amino acids. The transcript has a single exon. Lineage: Eukaryota; Parabasalia; Trichomonadida; Trichomonadidae. Gene Ontology annotation, molecular function: nucleic acid binding; zinc ion binding.
AUGCGGAGAGGCGACGGGGAUCCAGGCCAUUCUGGAGAUCCUCUCUCAGCGUUUAUUAAUGAAUUUGGUCGUAAAAAUCAGGAUAUUAAUGAUUUUUCUCAAAAUUAUGACAAUUUAAUUAAUCAAAACGCAAAUACAGAUAGCUUGCAAGAAAAGCCUAUAGUUUUUAGACAACCAUAUGAGCCAUAUUAUCAUGCAACUAAUACUGUAUAUUCUCGACCAUCACAUAUUCCAUCAUUUCCAAUUACUAACAAUAUUUUCGAGCAAAACUCGCCAAUUAAUAUAGAGACGUCAUCAGAUUCAGAUUCAUUCGAUCUUAAUGAUAUAGAUUUAUUUAAAAUGCAAAAUAUUAGAACUCCAACUAAUUUUCAAAUGGAAAUCCAUCCAUCUUUUGAAAUAUCUCAGAUGAAAAUCGAAAGAGAGAAAAUAAUUCAAUCUCAACCUGAGAUUUAUAUUGAAAAUAUUCAAAAAUCAAUCGAACAAGAGCCACAGAUUCAUUUAAAUCACACACAUUCUACAACAGAAGUCUUCGAUUUACCACCUCAAAUAGAAGAACCUGUUCAAUUUGAAGAAGAGGAAGAAAGAUAUUUUGAAGGCCAUUUAACAUCGACAUCAGACUUAGAUUUACAAUCAGUACAAGUUAGAACACCAACAUCAGCUAAACUAGCAUCUCCAAAACCACAUUCUUCGGAGCAUCAUCAUCAUAAUUCUCAAAAACAGCAACAACAGGGUUUAAUUCCUCCACCACUAUCAAUACAAGAGAUGAAGACGCCAAGUACAUUACAAGGAAUCCGCCAUCACGGAAUAUAUUCCAAUGUAACACUCAAAAAAGUUCCAGGAAGGCCACAAAUGACAGAUGACUUCAUAAGAAACGCUCUUAAUCAGAAAUCUGCUAAGGAGGCACCCCCUCAAAAGCCCCUACAGAACUGUUGCGUUGCCGCAGCAAUGGGAAAUUCGUUUAGACCUCUUUACACCGAAUUUGGGAACAAAGAACCUCCAAAAAUACAUUGGAUGUCAUUUCCUGGUUUGAACAUCUCUCCUUUCGAAAACCCGCCUACGAACACUGAAGAAUACAUCGCGAAACAGAAGAAGAAACAAGAAGCUCAGCCAAAUGCUGUGGAAAACGAAGCAAUCGCAAUUAACUACUGCGAAAUAUGCAAGACAAGAUUUACUGACGCUGUUGCACAUAGAGCAAGUGAAAAUCAUAUUAAAUGUGCUCGUGGAUGCAAUUGGAAGGAACUUGACGACUUAUUUAAAGAUAUCAACGAGAAAUUUGCCAAAGAAUUGGAUUCAUAG